Molecule: messenger RNA, 1507 nt
Organism: Fomitopsis serialis
Lineage: Eukaryota; Fungi; Basidiomycota; Agaricomycetes; Polyporales; Fomitopsidaceae
Product: pyruvate dehydrogenase e1 component alpha subunit
Exons: 8
Coding region: 311-1507 (398 amino acids)
Biological process (GO): pyruvate decarboxylation to acetyl-CoA
Cellular component (GO): intracellular membrane-bounded organelle
Molecular function (GO): pyruvate dehydrogenase (acetyl-transferring) activity
Source: RefSeq, a predicted model, not a curated record
UGUACCUUGUAUGUGUACGCGCUACUUAGCCUGCAGAUCGUAGACUUCAUGAUGUAAUGGUAGAUGCGCCGUGGGGGAUAAGGCGAUCCGCUUGGAAUGCGUAUAGAGUCAGAACGGUGCCUCGCUGAAUGUUUGCUUGCACAUUUUUCUCAGCUGGGUGGGAGUGGUUUGAGAGCGGCGGCCAUGGAUCGACCGAGCAGUGAAGGUGGCGUGACGAUUUUACCCGAAGCGUUUCUCGGCACGCGUCCCGCGUCUUGCCCAUUUACCUCUGCCAGCGACACGACCGCCAUCCCCUUUCACUCCUUCCACCAUGGCCUCCCUUGCACGGUUACGGACUGGCAUCGCCCGUGCGCGUAAAAUUCCCUUCGCCCGCACCCUUCAGACAUCAGCGGACUCAACCACCCUGCAGGAGGAUGCGUCGCACUCCGAGCCCUUCGCGGUCAAGCUCCACGAAGACUCCUUCCACAGCUACAGGACCGAAACUCCCGACCUCGACAUGACCGUGACGAAGGAGUCGCUCCUCAGGAUCUACAAGGAUAUGGCUACUGUCCGUCGCAUGGAGCAAGCCGCAGAUGCCCUCUACAAGCAGAAGCUUAUUCGUGGGUUCUGCCAUCUUGCCAUUGGCCAGGAAGCCGUUUCGGUCGGCAUGGCCAACUCCCUGACCCCCGACGACAACAUCAUCUCUUCCUACCGCACACAUCCCUUCGCACUGCUGCGCGGCGGCAGCGUCGUCGGUCUCAUCGGCGAGCUGCUCGGCCGUCAGUGUGGUAUCUCGAAGGGCAAGGGUGGCUCCAUGCACGUCUUCACGGAGUCUUUCCAGGGUGGGCAUGGUAUCGUCGGCGCACAGGUCCCGCUUGGCGCGGGCCUGGCGUUCGCGGCUAAGUACUUAGAGAAGCCCGUCGCGACGUACACCAUGUAUGGUGACGGUGCGAGCAACCAGGGUCAGGUGUUCGAGUCGUUCAACAUGGCGAAGUUGUGGAACCUGCCGUGUAUCUUCGUCUGCGAGAACAACAAGUACGGUAUGGGUACUUCCGCGGAGCGUAGCUCGUCCAACACCCAGUACUACACUCGUGGUGACUUGAUCCCGGGUAUCCAGUGCAAUGGUAUGGAUGUCCUUGCGGUCAUGAAGGCCGUUCAGCACACCAAGGACUGGGUGGUGAACGGCAAUGGACCCAUUCUCCUGGAGUUUGUUACCUACCGUUACGGUGGUCACUCGAUGUCCGAUCCUGGAACGACCUACCGUACCCGUGACGAGGUCCAGCGCAUGCGUAGCACGCACGAUCCCAUUCGCGGUCUCCAGCGCUACAUUGAGGAGUGGGGUCUUGCGAACGAGGAGGACAUGAAGAAAAUCGACAAGCAGGCGAAGGCGGAUGUCGACGCUGCUGUUGAGGAGGCGAAGGCUUCGCCGUUCCCUGAGGAAGACAAGAUGUGGACCGACAUCUACGCCAAGGGCACCGAGCCCCCGUUCAUGCGCGGUCGCGAGCGGGAGGAGAUCCACGUCUAUUGA